Molecule: messenger RNA, 1651 nt
Organism: Struthio camelus australis
Lineage: Eukaryota; Metazoa; Chordata; Aves; Struthioniformes; Struthionidae
Source: RefSeq, a predicted model, not a curated record
CUAGCCGAUGGAUCUGGGUCUGGAUGACUGUCUGCAGCAAUAUAUUAAGAACUUUGAGAGGGAGAAGAUUAGUGGUGACCAGCUACUACGUAUUACUCAUCAAGAACUGGAAGAUCUUGGAGUCACACGAAUUGGCCAUCAGGAGCUUAUCUUGGAAGCAGUAGACUUGCUCUGCGCACUGAACUAUGGUUUGGAAACAGAAAAUCUAAAAACCCUUUCUCACAAAUUGAAUGCAUCUGCCAAAAAUCUGCAGAACUUCAUAACUGGGAGGAGGAGGAGUGGUCACUAUGAUGGAAGGACCAGCCGCAAAUUGCCAAAUGACUUUCUGACAUCAGUAGUGGAUCUGAUUGGAGCAGCUAAAAGUCUGCUGGCUUGGUUGGACAGAUCACCUUUUGCUGCUGUGACAGAUUACUCGGUAACAAGAAAUAAUGUCAUACAGCUCUGUCUGGAACUAACAACAAUUGUACAACAGGAUUGCACAGUAUAUGAAACGGAGAAUAAAAUUCUACACGUGUGUAAAACUCUCUCUGGCGUCUGUGAUCAUAUCAUCUCCCUCUCUUCUGAUCCUCUGGUUUCCCAGUCUGCCCACCUUGAAGUGAUCCAGCUCACAAACAUCAAGCCAAGCGAAGGGCUGGGUAUGUACAUUAAAUCAACAUAUGAUGGUCUCCAUGUAAUUACUGGAACAACAGAAAAUUCACCUGCAGAUCGGUGCAAGAAAAUCCAUGCUGGAGAUGAAGUGAUUCAAGUUAACCACCAAACUGUGGUGGGGUGGCAGUUGAAAAAUUUGGUGAAUGCACUACGAGAGGAUCCGAGUGGUGUUAUCUUAACUUUGAAAAAGCGACCUCAGAGCAUGCUUACCUCAGCACCAGCUUUACUGAAAAAUAUGAGAUGGAAGCCCCUUGCUCUGCAGCCUCUUAUUCCUAGAAGUCCUACAAGCAGUGUUGCCACACCAUCCAGCACUAUCAGCACACCUACAAAAAGAGACAGUUCUGCCCUGCAGGAUCUCUACAUACCCCCUCCUCCAACAGAACCGUAUGUUCCCAGGGAUGAAAAGGGAAAUCUUCCGUGCGAUGAUGUCGGCAGACAUAUAGUGGGCAAGCCGGUUCACACAGGAUCCGAAUCUCCAAAUUCGUUUCUUGACCAGGAAUAUCGGAAGCGCUUUAAUGUGGUUGAAGAAGAUGCAGUUUUAUACUGCUAUGAGUAUGAGAAAGGAAGAACAAGUGGCCCUGGGAGGAGAGAGAGCACGCCAACAUAUGGGAAACUAAGGCCUAUUUCUAUGCCAGUAGAAUAUAACUGGGUGGGGGAUUAUGAAGACCCCAAUAAAAUAAAAAGAGAUAGUAGGAGAGAAAAUUCAUUACUUCGCUAUAUGAGCAAUGAGAAAAUAGGUCAAGACGACUACAUGUUUCAAAGGAAUAGCAAAAAGGAUACUGGGAAAAAAUCCAAAAAGAAGGGAGACAAGAGUAGUAGUCCAAGCCAUUACUCGCUGUUGCCUAGCUUACAAAUGGACUCAUUGAGACAAGAAGUCAUGGGCACACCUGGACCAGAAACCACUUUGUAUCACGUAAGUAAAAAUGAUAUUAACAAAAAUCAUUGCUCUGUACUCGUGGUAAGAGACUGUCUUGUUUUUGUAGUGCUGCUGAAGCCUUUCUGA